AUGGCUGCAGGCUCUCGUGUCUCCUCCGCAGUGCCCACCGUGUCAUUCCCCGAGCUCCGCUCGCUCCUGGCCGCGGGCCGCGCCCGGCUCUUCGACGUGAAGACUCGGGAGGAGGUGGCCGCGGGGACCAUCCCCGGGGCGCUCAAUAUCCCGGUGUCUGAGCUGGAAGGUGCCCUGCAGAUGGACCCAGCUGCCUUCCAGGCUCUGUACUCGGCGGAGAAGCCAAAGCUGGAAGAUGAGAACCUCAUUUUCUUCUGUCAGAUGGGCAAGCGGGGCCUGCAGGCCACGCAGCUGGCGCAGAGCCUUGGAUACAGAGGGGCUCGCAACUACGCAGGGGGUUACAGAGAAUGGGUCCAGAAAGGAGGUGAGGUUGAAGGCGGCAGAGCGCAGGAGGGGCGCGGCAGGCCCUGACUUGUUGGUUUGCGCCAGGCCUUAUCCUGCUGCACACACAGAAGCAUGCGAUAAAGAGCAUUUGAUCGCCCCUGGCUGGUGUGGCUCAGUGGGGUGGGUGCCCGUCUGCAGACUGAAGGGUCGCGGGUUCAGUAUCCAGGGAGGGCAUGUGCCAGGGUAGCGGACUGGGUCCAGCUGGGGGGCAUCUGAAGGGCAACCACACACUGAUGUUUCUCUUACUC
Molecule: messenger RNA, 632 nt
Organism: Pteronotus mesoamericanus
Lineage: Eukaryota; Metazoa; Chordata; Mammalia; Chiroptera; Mormoopidae
Gene: TSTD1
Product: thiosulfate sulfurtransferase like domain containing 1
Exons: 4
Coding region: 1-411 (136 amino acids)
Cellular component (GO): cytoplasm
Molecular function (GO): thiosulfate-thiol sulfurtransferase activity
Source: RefSeq, a predicted model, not a curated record